AUGAGCGCUGCACGUAAGCAGGGCUGGGUCCCGCAGUCGACCGGCGAUACCCAACACAACGUACGAGAUGCUGCGCUACAAGGUGCCGCUCGAGCCUUCUCCAAACCUCCCGCGAAACCGAAGUCUUUGGUAAACACAUAUACGGGAGGAGACAAUGGGGCUUUGCUCGCUGCAACCAAAGUCGGCACAGGCAAUCCGGCAUCCUUGCGGAGGGACCAUACCGGUGGUUCCGUAGGCGUCAGCAAGCCGAACCUAUCCCAUUCGAACAGCACGACGUCGCUGGGCGUGCCUGACGAUCACCCCGACCGCGUCUCGUCGCCUUCGAAUAUCGCGGCACGGCUUGCGGCAGCUCGACACAGCCCUCUGAGGCCUAUACCCCAGGCCAAGGCCGUUGUUCCGCCCGCCAUGAGCGAACAGCAGCCAAACGAGCGGGAUGCACUGCCUCCCUCGGGCAGCGUAGGGAAUGUGCUUGCGAGACUCGAGUCUCAGAAGCCCACACAACAGUCGCGGAAGAGGAGAGACAGCCUGGAGUCACCUGCAGCUGCGCGCAAUGCCCGACGACCAGAGCCUCAACACAAGGCCACUGACGAGACGUCCAUACCGCCAACGAACUCGCUCGUGAAGAUGUUUGAGCAGGCGCGACCCAGCACACCCACGAAGCAGCCUUCCGCACCGAUACGCGUUGCGCAGAAUUCACCACCCCCCGUGAAAUCGCCCAAGCCACAACGUGCGUUCAAACUGCCUCCCGAGCCGAAAGAUGAUGCACCCCUACAGAGAGUCAGAACGCAGACACCGCCGCCCGUCAAGCCGAAACCGAAGCACAAGAUCCAGCUGCCCCCACAAUAUGCUGAUGGCAGCAGCGAUCAGGCAUACUUCAAUACACCCAAGAAGGACCCUCUCAAGUCUCCCCCAAUCAAACAGAAGCCGGUGCAGUUGGCAGCAAUCAACACAUCCACGUCCCCACCUUCAAAGCCGAAGCGGAGAGGUUCGCGGCAAACACGGCCCAAGUCGGAGGACACAACGCAGUCAUCGUCCUUACAGCGCCGCAGAGUGUCUGCGUCUGUAGAAAGCUAUCAGUCACCGUCGACACCCACGUCUUUCAAGUCAGCCAAAGAAGACCAGGAGGAGGACGAGAAGCCUAGACCUGCUCUGCCUGCACCGCGACGAUCGACCGCGCGGAAGACUGAACCUGCGCCAGCUGCGAACAAACUCCAACCUUCAGCCCCGAUACAGAUCAAGCCUCGCACCCAGAGCCAGAACCCAGCCUCGAUGGCUCCACUACAGAAGCUAUCGCCUCCGCGUCGACCAAUGUCAGCCAACAGAACUGGGUCGCCUUCAGUGUACCAUAACAACUACCAGCGAGAAUCUGUCAAGCAGAUUACCCAGCACAUGACCGGCGAGUCUCUGUCGAGCGCCAUAAUGGGCGCCGCCCUAGCCUCCCAUUCUCGCAACGUCUCGCCCGCCCCUCGGCCUAUGUCAGUCGAGCCUCUUUUCCCGCCGCGCAAACAGCAUCAUCACCACUCGCCCUUCCACCGAUCGCCCUCGCCGCCUAAACAAUCCCCUCCGAAGAGCGCCGGCAAGCUGCGAACUACAAUGCGCAAAGAACCGUCAUCCUCCGAUGAGGAAGACAACAAGGUCGACAAGUACAAGAAAAAGGGCACACGCAUUAUGGGCAUCAAGGGGCGGAAACACCCGAACAAGCAUCACGAAGGGACACGAAAGCGAUGGCGCGACCAGAUAACCGAACGGGAACGGAAACGUUAUGAAGGUGUAUGGGCUGCCAACAAGGGUCGUCACAUACCCUCACCGGAUAACGCACCACCCGACGAUGACCCAUCAGCCGACGUAUUGAAUCUUCUCGUCAAAGAGAUAUGGACGAGAAGUCGACUGCCCACACACGUAUUGGAGGAAGUUUGGGACCUCGUAGACAAUAGAGGGGUGGGAAGGUUGAGCAGAUACGAGUUCGUCGUGGGUUUAUGGUUGAUAGACCAGAGACUCAAAGGACGGAAGUUGCCCGUCAAAGUUAGCGACAGUGUAUGGCAGAGCGCCAGGGGCGUGGGCAUUAAAGUCAAAAUCAAGCAUUGA
This is a messenger RNA of Alternaria ventricosa, 2085 nucleotides long. RefSeq lists its product as uncharacterized. The transcript has a single exon. The record is from RefSeq and is a predicted model, not a curated record. Bases 1 to 2085 code for a protein of 694 amino acids. Gene Ontology annotation, molecular function: protein binding. Lineage: Eukaryota; Fungi; Ascomycota; Dothideomycetes; Pleosporales; Pleosporaceae.